AAGCAGCAUUUCCACACAUUUCUUUCCUACAAAGCAACUCAAAGUUGAACAAAACUCAUUUUCCAACUACAUUUCUUCCACCAACUCAUAAAAUCCUCAUAUCUGUUCCCAAAAGCUUGUUUGUGAGAAUGGCUUCGGGUGAAAAGAAAUUCCCACCUCAACAACAACAAACACAGCCUGGGAAGGAGCAUGCUAUGAAUCCAGUACCCCAAUUCACUAGCCCUGACUACAAGCCUUCAAAUAAACUUCAAGGAAAGAUAGCAUUAGUGACUGGGGGUGACUCUGGGAUUGGACGAGCGGUGUGUAACUUGUUUGCCUUAGAAGGUGCUACCGUGGGCUUCACAUAUGUGAAGGGGCAUGAGGACAAGGACGCGAGGGACACGUUGGAAAUGAUCAAGAGGGCUAAGACUUCGGAUGCUAAAGAUCCAAUGGCGGUACCAGCUGAUUUGGGUUACGACGAGAAUUGCAAGAGAGUGGUUGAUGAGGUCGUGAAUGCUUAUGGUUGUAUUGACAUUCUGGUCAACAAUGCAGCUGAGCAAUACGAGUGUGGAACAGUGGAGGACAUUGAUGAGCCUAGGCUUGAGAGGGUCUUUCGUACAAAUAUCUUCUCCUAUUUCUUCAUGACCAGGCAUGCCUUGAAGCACAUGAAGGAAGGAAGCAGCAUUAUCAACACGACAUCGGUGAAUGCAUACAAGGGAAAUGCGAAACUAUUGGACUACACGUCCACGAAGGGAGCAAUUGUGGCCUAUACAAGGGGACUUGCUCUUCAGUUGGUGAGUAAGGGAAUUCGGGUUAAUGGGGUGGCUCCUGGGCCUAUUUGGACCCCAUUGAUACCCUCCUCUUUCAAGGAGGAAGAAACGGCUCAAUUUGGUGCCCAGGUGCCAAUGAAGAGAGCUGGCCAGCCUAUUGAGGUUGCUCCGUCUUAUGUUUUUCUUGCUUGCAACCAAUGCUCCUCUUACAUAACUGGACAAGUCCUUCACCCCAAUGGUGGAACCGUUGUCAAUGGUUAAACCGUUGUUGAUGAUAUUCGGGAUGAAUAUAUGGGACAAGAGUUGUUUUGUGACUUGUAGACAAGUGUUACGUUUUGUGUGAAUGUUUUACGGUGUGUAACUCGCUCAGGUCCUCUCUGUACUUUUAGAGUUGGGGCUUGGAGGAUUAUCCACUUUUGAAUGUACAAGUUAUUAGCCUAAGAAAACGUGUCUUUUGUAGCCAAAGAUAUGUAAAAGAGUUAAAGUAUAUAAUAAAGAUCGGUAUGUAUUAAGGCUUAAA
This is a messenger RNA of Glycine soja, 1269 nucleotides long. Its product is annotated as NADPH-dependent aldehyde reductase 1, chloroplastic-like. The record is from RefSeq and is a predicted model, not a curated record. Gene Ontology annotation, molecular function: oxidoreductase activity. The coding region runs from base 129 to 1010 and encodes 293 amino acids. The transcript is spliced from 4 exons. Lineage: Eukaryota; Viridiplantae; Streptophyta; Magnoliopsida; Fabales; Fabaceae.